Pogoniulus pusillus (Red-fronted tinkerbird) is the source of this 23596-nucleotide messenger RNA. RefSeq names its product microtubule actin crosslinking factor 1 (gene MACF1). NCBI's taxonomy places the organism in Eukaryota, Metazoa, Chordata, Aves, Piciformes, Lybiidae. The coding region runs from base 1 to 23418 and encodes 7805 amino acids. Gene Ontology annotation, biological process: intermediate filament cytoskeleton organization; wound healing; regulation of focal adhesion assembly. Gene Ontology annotation, cellular component: microtubule; actin cytoskeleton; membrane. The transcript is spliced from 97 exons. Gene Ontology annotation, molecular function: microtubule binding; calcium ion binding; cadherin binding. The record is from RefSeq and is a predicted model, not a curated record.
AUGGGGAAUUCUCUGGGCUGCGUUAAGGAGCAGAAGGAAAAAGCCGUGGGGAAGGCGCCCCUGUCUCCCAAAAAAAGGGUGCGCUUUAAACGGAGGAGGAGAGGGAAGAGCAGAGCCAUGCCCGAGACAGCCCCGCAGGAGGAGCUGCCGGCCCUGCAGGCUGGUGAGGAUGAGGAGGCUUCCAAGUCGAAGGCGGCCCCCCGGCAGCAGGGAGGAGAGGAGCCCGGCGGGAGCGGGCAGGGCGGCGAGGAGCCGGCGGCGGCAGCCCUGCAGCCAGGGCUGAUCGUGCAGGUGAAGCAGCGCUUCCAGGGGGAGCUGCAGAAGGCUCGCCUGGUGCGGGAGCCGCAGUGGCCGGCUGCGGCGGGGACUGCCCUGGAGGAAGGCACCACCGUCGUCGCUCGUUUGCUGGACAACCCUGCCGAGAAGGGCUGCGAGAAGGCGGUGAGCCGCCUGGUGCAGCUGCAGAGGAGCGGCACCGGCAACCGCCGGGCAGUGCUGCUGCCCCUGCCCGAGGGCACCCACGGGCCUGCCGAGGGGCUCCCGGCCGCGGCGAGCACCGCGGCCAGCCGGCAGCCAGCGGAGAGCCGGGAGCCAAGGGCAGGCAGCACCCCGGGAGCCGGCAGAAAAGCAGGCAGCAGCGAUGCCGCUUCCAGCGCCGCAUGGACCUGCUCCUCCGCAGCGGAGCCGGGCACCGUUUCGGAGCUGUCUACGCCGUCCCCCAUGGUGGAUCAGCUGGAAAACCCCAGCGUGGGGAGAGCCUCAGGACUGCCAUCGGCUCGGGCUGGGGAGGGGGACGGACAUGGACUGCCAGCCUCUCGCAGCCCGUCCUCCUUCAGCUGGCACAGUGGAGGCAUGGCCCGGAGCUCCUCGGGGUACAGCAGUGACCUGACACGCCGGGCAGCCAAGGGUGCUGAAGCUGGUGGGACCGCGGCGUCUGCCUUUGGAGGUGGCCACAGGCUCGCUGCGGAGGGCCAGGCGUGGAGGGGGAGCUCGGGGACAGCUGGAGGAAUGAUCUCUGACAUCUACAUCAGUGGGGAGUCAGGGGACAUGUCAGCCAAGGAGAAGCUGCUGCUCUGGACACAGAAGGUGACAGCAGGUUACAUUGGAGUGAAGUGCACCAACUUCUCCUCCUGCUGGAGUGAUGGGAAGAUGUUCAACGCCCUCAUCCACAGAUACAGGCCAGAUCUGGUGGACAUGGAGAGGGUACAGAUCCAGAGCAACAGGGAGAACCUGGAGCAGGCCUUCGAGAUCGCCGAGCGGCUGGGGGUGACUCGGCUGCUGGACGCCGAAGACGUGGAUGUCCCCUCUCCAGAUGAGAAGUCUGUGAUAACUUAUGUGUCUUCCAUCUACGAUGCCUUCCCCAAGGUCCCCGAGGGAGGAGAAGGGAUCAGCGCCAUCGAGGUGGAUUCCAGGUGGUUGGAGUACCAGAGUCGCCUGGAGUCCCUCGUCUCGUGGAUCAAGCAGCACACGAUACUCAUGUCAGAUAAAUCCUUCCCCCAGAACCCUGUAGAGCUAAAGGCACUUUAUAACCAGUACAUCCACUUCAAAGAAACUGAAAUCCCAGCAAGAGAGCAGGAGAAAGGAAGGAUAGAGGAGCUCUACAAACUGCUGGAGGUCUGGAUUGAGUUUGGACGCAUCAAGUUGCCCCAGGGCUACCACCCCAACGACGUGGAGGAGGAGUGGGGCAAGCUCAUCAUCGAGAUGCUGGAGCGCGAGAAGCUCCUGCGGCCAGCGGUGGAGAGGCUGGAAUUGCUGCUACAAAUCGCCAACAAAAUCCAGAAUGGUGCUCUGAGCUGUGAAGAAAAACUGACUCUGGCGAAGAACACCCUGCAGGCUGAUGCUGCUCACCUGGAGUCAGGGCAGCCAGCGCAGUACGAGUCGGACGUGGUGGUGUACCUGCAGGAGUGCGAGGGGCUCCUCCGCCAGCUGCAGGUGGAUGUGCAGAUCCUGCGGGAUGAGAACUACUACCAGCUGGAGGAGCUGGUGUUCAGGAUCAUGCGGCUGCAGGACGAGCUGGUGACCCUGAGGCUGGAGUGCACAAACCUCUACAGGAAAGGACACUUCUCCAGCCUGGAGCUGCUGCCCACCUCCACGCUGAGCACAGCACACCUGAAGGGCGAGUCCCUGACAAAAGGGCUGCACACCUCCUCUGCCUCCUGGUUCAGGAAGCCCAUGACCAGGACAGAGCUGGUGGCCAUCUCCUCCUCAGAAGACGAAGGCAGCCUCCGCUUCGUGUACGAGCUGCUGGCCUGGGUGGAGGAGAUGCAGAUGAGACUGGAGAGGGCAGAGUGGGGAACUGACCUGCCAAGUGUGGAAACCCAGCUGGAGACCCAGCGGCACAUCCACAGCAGCGUGGAGGAGCUGGGCUGCAGCGUGAAGGAGGCCCGGGUGUAUGAGGGCAAAAUGUCUCAGAACUUCCGGGCCAGCUACACGGAGACGCUGAGCAAGCUGGAGACACAGUACUGCAAGCUGAUGGAAACCUCAAGCUUCCGCCUGAGACACCUGCAGAGCCUGCACGGGUUUGUGUCCCGGGCGACCGCGGAGCUGAUCUGGCUGAACGAGAAGGAAGAGGAGGAGCUGGCGUAUGACUGGAGCGACAACAACCCCAACGUGGCGGCCAAGAGGAACUACUUCUUGGAGCUGACGAGAGAGCUGGAGGAGAAGCAGGACAUCUUCUGCUCCCUGCAAGACACAGCUGAGCUGCUGUCCCUGGAGAACCACCCAGCCAAGCAAACUGUCGAGGCCUACAGCGCGGCCGUGCAGAGCCAGUGGCAGUGGAUAAAGCAGCUCUGCCUCUGCGUGGAGCAGCACGUCAAGGAGAACACUGCCUACUUCCAGUUCUUCAGUGACGCUCGGGAGUCAGAGAGCUACCUGCGCACCCUGCAGGACUCCAUCAAGAGGAAGUACUCCUGUGACCAUAACACGAGCCUGAGCCGGCUGGAGGACCUGCUGCAGGACUCCAUGGAUGAGAAGGAGCAGCUCAUUCAGUCCAAGAGCUCGGUUGCCAGCCUGGUGGGACGCUCCAAAAGCAUCGUUCAGCUGCGUCCCAGGAACCCAGAGCACCUCGUGAGGAGCACAAUCCCCAUCAAGGCUGUCUGCGACUAUCGGCAGAUCGAGAUCACCAUCUGCAGGAAUGAUGAAUGUGUGCUGGAGGACAAUUCCCAGAGGACCAAAUGGAAGGUGAUCAGCCCCACAGGGAACGAGGCCAUGGUGCCUUCUGUCUGCUUCCUCAUCCCUCCACCCAACAAAGAGGCCAUCGAGAUGGCCAACAGGGUAGAGCAGUUGUACCAGAAAGUGAUGGCUCUCUGGCACCAGCUGCACAUGAACACCAAGAGCCUCAUCUCCUGGAACUACCUGCGGAAGGACAUAGCCCUGGUGCAGAGCUUCAGCAUGGAAAAGCUCAGGUCCUUAGCCCAGGGGGAGUGCCAGCAAGCCCUGAGGAGCCUGCAGGCUCACUACGAGGACUUCCUGCAGGACAGCCGCGACUCAGAGCUCUUCUCCGUGUCCGAUCGCCUGCGGCUGGAGGAGGAGGUGGAGGCCUCCAAGGAGCACAUCCGGCAGCUGCUGGAGUCCAUGGAGAACGAAGACAAGGAUGAGACUGCUGCCAGGACUUACCUGUCGGAGCUGAAGAACAUUCGGCUGCGCCUGGAGGAGUGUGAGCAGAGGCUGCUCAGCAGGAUGCAGGCCCCGAGUGGCCCCCGGGCAGAUGGUGACACCAUCCAGGAGAACACCAUCCGCAUCGCCCAGCAGGAGCACAUGCAAGAGGACCUGCAAAGGCUGCAGUCUGACCUCAGGUUCUUCUCUGAGAGAUGCUACAGCUUCCUGGACAAGGCACCUGCGGGGUCCAGCACACCUCACUUGAGGUCAGAGCUUGACUUGGUGGUCAACAAAAUGGACCAGCUGUAUGGACUGUCCUCCAUCUACCUGGACAAGUUGAAGACAGUUGAUGUCAUCGUUCGUGCCACCCAAGGAGCAGAAUCUCUGGUCAAAGGCUAUGAGGUGAAGCUGAGCCAAGAGGAGGCAGUGCCAGCUGACCUGGCAGCCAUUCAGUCCCACAGGAUCACCUUACAGCAGUGGCUGGGGGAGGUGAAGGACAAGAGCUGCAUCUUCUCCACGCUGGAGGAGGAGCUGGCCAAGGCCAAGGCGGUGGGGGAGCAGCUGUACCGGCUGAGGCAGGAGCGCAGCAUCGACCUGGAGCGCUACCAGGAGAAGGGCACUCAGCUGUGGGAGCGCUGGCAGCGCCUCUGUGCCCAGCUGGAGACCCGCCACGCAGAGCUGGAGAGCAUCCAGGAGGUGCUGAGCGAGUACCGGCAGUGCCACAGCGCCCUGAUCCAGUGGAUCCAGGAGAUCACCGUGCAGCAGGAGCUGAUGAAGCCAGGGCAGGCAGAGGACAGCCGAGUGCUGUCGGAGCAGCUGAGCCAGCAGACGGCUUUGGCUGCAGAAAUCGAGAAGAACCAGGCCAAGCUGGACCAGUGCCAGAAGUUCUCCCAGCAGUACUCAGCUGCUGUCAAGGACUAUGAGCUGCAGCUGAUGACCUACAGAGCCUUCGUGGAGUCGCAGCAGAAGUCCCCCACGAAGCGCCGGCGGAUGCUGUCCUCCUCGGAUGCCAUCACGCAGGAGUUCAUGGAUUUGAGGACUCGCUACACGGCGCUGGUGACGUUAACCACCCAGCACGUCAAGUACAUCAGCGAUGCGCUGCGGCGCCUGGAGGAGGAGGAGAAAGUGGUGGAGGAGGAGAAGCAGGAGCACGUGGACAAGGUGAAGGAGCUCCUGGGCUGGGCCCUGGGCUUGAAGGAGAGUGUGCAAGGCAGGACAGCAGCUGCUGGGAGCAGAGAGCUGGGGGAGAUAGAGAAGUCCAUCACGGAGCAGCAGGCCCUGAACGAGGAGCUGGCUGCCAAGAAGGAGCAGGUCUCUGAGGCCAUCAAAACCUCACAGAUCUUCCUGGCAAAACACAGCCACAAGCUUUCCCAGCCAGAGAAGGAACAGAUUUCUGCUCAGAUUGGUGCCCUCAAGGAGACCUACCAGAUGCUGUGCAACGACUCCACAGAGCAGCUGCAGCAGCUCCAGAGCCAACUGGCUCAGGAGGCAGAGCAGAAGGGCAGCGAAGCAGUGGCAGGAGUGAUCGAUCUUGGCACACUAGAAAUAUUGCCAGUCUUUGGGGCCAUGCAGAGAGGCCUUGUAGAUCAGGAGACUGGCCUCAUCCUCCUGGAGGCCCAGGUUAGCACAUCUGACUUAGUCAUUCCAGAGACCAGUGAGAAAGUCUCCUUGGAGAAAGGUCUGGAGAGAAACAUCAUCGACCUCUGGACCUUCCAGGCGCUGCAGGAACUGAAGGAUGCUCUCCAGCAGGUGGAAGAAGUCAGACGUGAAGGGAGGCAGCUGCUGCCUGUCGUUGCUGCCAUGGAGGAGGGGAGGAUCAGUGAGAAGGUUGGGCUAAAGAUUCUUGGAGCCGAGCUCGUCACAGGGGGUUUUAGAGUCCCUCAGGGCAGAAUCAGCAUGGAGGCAGCAGUGCAAGAAAGGCUUCUCCCCGCCCAGCUCUGUGCCAGGCUCCUGUCUCACCUGGAGGAUGCCAAGGAUGUGAUUGACCCCAACACUGCUGAGAAGCUGAGUCUGCCUGAGCUCAUGCACCGCUGCAUCCUCCACCAAGAGACUGGCCUGAGGCUGCUCCCAGUGCAGCGGCAGGCAGGGGGGGUGGUGAGCUCCAGGUCGGGCAGGAGGGUCACUGUGUUCCACGCAGUCCAGGAGGGGCUGAUAGACAGGGAGGUCACGGUCAGGCUGCUGGAAGCUCAGCUCUUUGCUGGUGGCAUCGUUGAGCCCAGGACAGGGCAGAGGCUGACUGUGGAUGAAGCCAUGAGGCAGAAUCUGCUGGAGCAGGACCUGGCUCUGGCGCUCCUUGCGCGGCAGCUGCAGACUGGAGGCAUCAUCGACCCCAGCACGGGGCAGAGGCUGCCGAUUGAGGAGGCUGUAAGGAAGGAGCUGCUAGCACCAGGGAUGGCCUUGGUGGUCCUGCAAUCCUUGCAGUCCUUUGUGGGGCUUCUGCGGCCAGAGACAGGGGAGGUUGUGGCAGCUGCAGUUGCUCUGGAGCAAGGAGCCCUCUCUGCAGCGCUGGCUGAGAGCUUUCUCAGCAAGAGGCAACUCCUUCAGGCUGUCUUCAUCCCCGAGACCACCGAGGUGCUGUCCUGGAAGAAAGCUGUGGACCAUGGCAUCCUGGAGAGGGGGGUGGCAAAGAAGCUGAAGUCCAUGCGCAUGCCUGAUGCCAUGCAGCUCGCUGGCACUCUGAGCAGAAGCAGGCAUGGCCCAGGCCCCCCAGGUCCCCAGCAGCAAGGCCACGAGAGGCUGCUCUGCCACUUGAUGACUCACAGCUACAUCAACAUCCAUGAUGGCCAGAAGCUGCUGUUAGUGGAUGGAGAGCUGAACAGUCUCACCAAAGCCCUCAUGCAGAGCCAGGACAGUGAAUCCCAUGCACACGUGCUGGAAGAGAGAGGAGGCUUGGAGAAGACCAAGGCAGGUGCAGCUCUUGAAGCUGAGCCUUGCAAUGGUUUGGCUGUAGAGCAGCUUGAGGUUCAGUUUGCUCCUCCAAAAGAACUAAGCAAAAAGGUCCUACCACCUAGAGCUGCCUUGGAGAAUGGGGAGGUGGUGGUGGCACCUGAAAGCCUCUCCUUGGAGGAGGCAGAAGGUUCCUUGCUGGUGGAGGAGGCAGAGCAGAUCUACAGCAAACUGAGUGAAACUGAUGCUGGGCUUGGAAGAGAGCAAGUGGCUGCCACAAGCCAGGACAAGCAUCAGGUGCAGCUGUCAAUGCCAGCACAUCCUGGUGACCUUAGCAGUGGGUUCAGAGAAGCAGAAGAGAUGAUGACUGAGGCAAAAGAGUCAUCCAAGCCUACUGCAGUAGAUGGAGAGGAUCAGAAGAAAGCAUCAGAGAGUGGGAGCGUUGUGAAAAGUGAGCUCUGCAUAGCAGUGAGCGCUGCAGAGUGGGGGCAGAGACUGGAAAUCCUGGCAGAGAGGUCUCAGGGCGUGGAGGAACCUGAACUAGAGGCAGAAAAGGUUAGAGAGAUUUGUUUGCUUAACAAGGAAACAGUUGAGAAUGGCAUGGUGGGAGGAGAGGAGCUUGGGCUGCCUGAAACUGGAGAGGCCAAGCGAGCAGAGCAGCAGAGAGAGGACAUUGAAAGUGUCCUUGAAGUGCAAGAAGGAGAGGGGGAAGCAAUAUUAGAUGCUGAGAGUGUUGAUGGAACAUUCCCGCCAGCCCCUGGUGUCCUGGAAGUGCAAGAAGGAGAAAGGGAAGCAAUAUCAGAUGCUGAGAGUGUUGAUGGAACAUUUCUGCCAGCUCCUGGUGUCCUGGAAGUGCAAGAAGGAGAAAGGGAAGCAGUGCUGGAUGCUGAGAGUGUUGAUGGAGCAUUCCUGCCAGCCCCUGGUGCCCUGGAAGUGCCAGAGGGAGAAGAGGAAGCAGCAUUGGAUGCUGAGAGUGUUGAUGGGAGCUCCCUGCCAGCCCCUGGUGUCCUGGAAGUGCCAGAGGGAGAAGAGGAAGCAGCAUUGGAUGCUGAGAGUGUUGAUGGGAGCUUCCUGCCAGCCCCUGGUGCCCUGGAAGUGCCAGAGGGAGAAGAGGAAGCAGCAUUGGAUGCUGAGAGUUUUGAUGGGAGCUCUCUGCCAGCCCCUGGUGCCCUGGAAGUGCCAGAGGGAGAAGAGGAAGCAGCAUUGGAUGCUGAGAGUUUUGAUGGGAGCUCUCUGCCAGCUCCUGGUGUCCUGGAAGUGCAAGAGGGAGAAGAGGAAGCAGCAUUGGAUGCUGAGAGUGUUGAUGGGAGCUUCCUGCCAGCCCCUGCAGAGCAGGAAGAGGAGGACACUUUGGAAAUGCUGCUGGUACAACUCCAGAGUGGAGGCAUAAUCCACGAGCAGACAGGCAAAACUCUCCUUCUGGAUGAAGCUGUAGCCCAUGGGCUGGUGCCCAGCCACACAGCUGUGAAGCUGAUGGAGAAGAUGAAGAUGUUCAGUGGCUUCUUCGACUCUCACACCUCUGAGUCACUGACCACUGAGGACGUCAUUGAAGAAGGUCUGAUGGAUGAGAAGCUCCUCCAGAAGGUCCUGACAUCUGACAAAGCCAUCAGUGGCGUUCUGGACCCAGGCAAUAACUUUGUCUACUCUGUCAAGGAUGCUGCUGCUGUUGGCCUCCUGGACAAGGAGACAGCCAUGAGGAUCCUGGAAGGGCAGGUGGUCACCGGGGGGAUCGUCGACCUGAAGCGUGGCAAGAGGAUAUCAGCCACUCUGGCUUCCAAACUGGGCCUCAUAGAGCCAGCGAGUCAGAGGGAGCUGCUCAAGCUGGAGAAGGCUUCCAAAGGGAAAGAUACUGAUGAGGUGACCAAGCAGAAGCUCCUUAGCUUACAGGCUGAGACCAGUGGAGUUGUGGAUCCCAGAACCAAGCAGGCUCUGACUGUGGCUCAGUCUGUGGAGAAAGGGCUCCUGGGAAAGGAAGAAGCCUUUCAGCUCUUGGCCAAGCAGAUUGCUGCUGGAGGAAUCAUCCAUCACGGGUCUGGAGUGAGGUUUUCAGUGGGUGAUGCAGUGAGACAUGGUUUGAUUGACCAAGAACUAUGUGGUGAGCUCAGGAAAGCUGAAAGUGUUUGUCUGCAGGACUAUGUUGACCCAGAGACGCAGCAGAAGCUGCCCUCAUCCCAGGCAGUGUCAUCAGGGCUGGUCAGUGCUGACUUCCAAAGGGAGGUGCAACAAAUCCAGGCUGAGAGUGGAAGUGUUUUUGACCCUGCUUCUGGCCAGAGGCUGUCUCUGUCCCAGGCAGUACAAGAGGGUUUGCUGCCCAAGCAGGUUGUGGAGGAGGUGCUGUCAUCUCCAGCACUGAGAGAAGGAAUGGUAGAUCCUGAGACCUGCCUGAUCCUGCCCUACUCAGAGUUCCUCAAGAAGUGUAAAAUUGACAUCGAGUCUGGCCAGAGGUACCUGGAGGUCCAUCCCUUCAGAGCCAUCAAGGAUGAGGUGACAGGGAAGAAGCUGCCAUGUGCUGAGGCUGUGAGGCUGGGCAAGGUCGACCUCCUGCCCACCCUGCGCCUGCUGCAGGCUCAGGCGGACAGCGGUGGGGUCGUGGAGGGCACUGUCAGCAAGAGGCUCUCCCUGAAGGCUGCUGUGGAGAGAGGGCUGCUGGAUGAGGAGAUGGCCAGACUCAUUGCCUCCAACCAGAUGAGGGCUGGGGGAAUUGUUGAUCCUAGCAGUGGGCAGAGACUGACUUUAAAGGAAGCUGUUGAAAAAGAACUGAUCAGCCCAAACUUAGCUGCUGCUCUGCAGGAGGCACAGAUCUCCCAAGCCAAAUAUGGGCCUGAGGUCUGCCAAGGAGAUAAACUCCACCUUUUCCAGGAAAAAAGGGGAAAAGUGUCCCCCAAAGAGGAGGAGGAGGUCAUCAGUCCUGCCAGGGCUGCCAAGAGCUCUGCUAGUGCUGAGCACAAAGCUGCAUCUGAGGCUGUGAGCUAUGACCCAGCUGGAGCUGCUGCUGCUGAGAGCUCCCCAGUGCUGCCAGCAGAAGGGAAAUCAAAACCUCAAGAGACCUCAGAGGUUGGGACCAGGCAUCAGCCCCCUAGAAAGGUGGAAGUGACUGCAGAGUGCCCCUCGGUGUUGGGUACAUCUCUGCCUGAAGAGAUGGUGGAGGUGAGGGCUGUGAGAAAAGAAACUGCAAAGAGCAGGUCCCAUGUGGGAGCAGCUGAGGGGAAGGAAUCAAGGAGAGAAGGAGGAGAUAGAGGGACAGAGAAAGUAGGGGGAUUGGACAUGGAGAAAGAGCAGUUCUUGGAUGUGGAGAGUGGUGAGGAGAGGAGUAGUGGGAGAGGCUUUGUAAGUGCUAAAGAUGGUGAGGAGAGGAGAAGGAGGAGGAAAGGCUUUGUGAGUGCAGAGGGAGUUGUGGCAGGUGAAGAAGGUGCAGUGGUGGCAUCUGAGCAAGGAGAGCAAGCAGGCAGGAGGGAGCAGGUAACACUACCAGCCCCAAGGCAAUCUGCUGCUGUGGGUCAAGAGAAGGCUCCCACAAAGCCUGGAGAACCCCUCAAGGUUGGCAGCCCUCUGAAGCCCACAGGAGAUGAGCUCGCAGGUGAAGGAACUGUCAAGCACACUGAAGCAGAAAGCCCCAGGCUGGGUGGAGAAGGUCCAGCAGCUCAGGAGAAGCCAAGUGGAGCUGAGCUAAAAUCUAGCCAGAAACAGAAAGGCAAGAAGAAGAGAGCAAAGCAGGUCAGUGUGGCAGGAGACAGCACUCAGCCAGAGAAACCUCCUGUGGAAAAGGAGUCCCUUCCUAGCCUGGUUCCCAAAGAAACCCCAGGGCAAGAGAAGGAGGAGGAGAACUUCGUCUUGAGCACCCCAGAAGCAAAACAUGAAAGCAGCACCAAAAUUACUGCUGGGGUGGCCCAAGGCUCAACCCAGGUCAAAGGGAGCAGCAGGGCUGAAAAAGCAAAGAGAAGAACUGAGAACCUGGCUGGGGGUCAGCUUGUCCCAGGAGAAGGAGAAGCUCAAGAAGUGCUGAAAGGUGAGGUCAGAAAUGGUCCUGAUUCCUUGGUGGCAUUGAGCCUGGAGGAGAGGAGGACCCAGGAAGACACCAAAGUGGAAGCCAGCAGAGAUGUGUCCACCUCAGCCCCCGCGGCAGGCAAGCUGCCUGAUGAAUUAAUCAUCAGAGAGGAACCCAACGAAGGUCAGGAAAGCUCUGCAGUCCUCCAGCUUGGAGAAGAGACACAGCAAGAGACCAGCACAGCACAAGGGGAUGCCCCUACUGCUCCAAAACCCCAAGCAGAAACAGCCCAGGAGAGGAGCAGGCAGCCAGCACCUGGCGAUCGAGGCUUGCUCCUGCCUGCGAUAGUGGAGGGAGAGCUGCUGGAGACCUCCAGGGAAUCCACCAGACCAGCCCAGAUUGUGUUCAGCAAGAAGAUGUGCCUGGAGCACGAUGAGAAGCUUAUCUCCUACCUCUCCAUGCUGCGAGACAUCGAGAUGAGGAUCAAACGGGUGCAGGCUGUGGAGCAGGACUCGGCAGCUCUGCAGGACCUGCUGCGCCAGGCAGAGGCCCUGGGAGCCGAGCUGCAGGAGCUGAGCUUCCCAGUGAAUCAAGAGUUGGAUGCUGUGAAGUGGAUUGUGGCCAACCCCCCCGAAGAGGUCCCUGAGCAAUUACUGAAGGCUUUGGAGAAGGAUGCCAAGAACCUUCAGAAGUCUCUGAGCUCUGCAAGUGAUAUCCUGGAAUCCAGGCUGCAAAACCUUCGUGGGGCAGCAGAAACUGAAAAGGCUAAAGUCUUGGCACAGCACGGAGCCCUCCAGGGUAAGCUGCAGGAGCUGCUGAGCUGGGUCUCUGGCACUGCCGAGUCGCUGGAUGCUGCCGAUCGCCACCCCGCGCCCGACGCCAGCGCCCUGAGCCUCUGCCUGCAACGCUACAAGGAGCUGAAAGAGCCUUUGGCCCACACCAAGUCUCAGCUCGACGCCGCUGCCUUCGACAUCCAAUUCCUCAUCUCGGAGCAUGCCCAGGACUUAACCCCUCAGCAGAGCAGGCAGCUGCUGAGGUUGCUCAAUGAGCUGCAGAAGGCUUUCAGGGACCUGUCAGAGCGAGUGACAGCUCGGGUGGAGGUCCUGCAGGUCUGUCUCCAGCAAGUGGAGCAGACAGAUCAGGUGAAGACGCUGCAGGAGCAGCAGGCAGCCCGGGCACAGAGCCUGGCCGAGCUGAGCCGCUGGCUCUGCCAGGCAGAGGACAUGUUGGCAGAGCAGCAGAGAGCAGCCAGCCAAGGGGAUCUGUCCACUCUGCAGCAGAGGCAAAGUGAUGUUAAGGAGCUGCAGAGGAACAUGCACGCCCGAGCCGCCUCCUUCGCCAGCCUCCUCAAGAGCACAGAGGAGUUUUUGGAGGAGAACAAGGCAAAGAUGGAGCCUGGCGAGCUGGCAGCACUGCAGGAGAAGCUUCAGCGUGCCAAGGAGCAGUACCAGUCCUUGCAGGAGAGGACAGAGGUGGCCCAGAAGGAGCUGGAGAAUGCUGUGAGUGCUGCAGUGCAGCAGGAGACCGAAAAGGUGAGAGCUGCCAAGGAGCUGGAGGAGAACAGCAACAAAAUUGAUUCCCUUUUGAGCUGGGUGGCAUCACUGGAGCAGAAGGGAGAGCUCCCAGAGUACAGACCACAUCCCAUCGAGCGAGCCCCGGGGACAGGCACUCAGGAUGUCCCUGACAGCCACACUGUGGGAGCAGACAGCGCUGCAGAGAGCCUGGAUGAGGAGUAUGAGAGGCUGAAGGUCCAGCACCAGGAGCUGCUGUCGCAGCAGCAGGACAUCAUCCUGGCCACGCAGUCAGCACAGGCUUUGCUGGACAAGCAGGGCCAGAGCCUGGCCGGGGAGCAGCGGCAGCGGCUGCAGGGCAGCCUGGCAGAGCUGAAGGAGCAGUACGGAGCUGCCCUGCGGCGCUCGGAAGCGAGGCUGAAGCAGGUGCAGCUCCUGCGGGACGAGCUGCACAAGUUCCUGCAGGACCAUGGCGAGUUCCAGGCCUGGCUGGAGCAAGCGGAGCAGGAGCUGGAGGGGAUGCAGCAGGGGGACAGCGACCCCGCGGCGCUCCGGCAGCUGCUGCUGCGGCAGGGCAGCUUCUCCGAGGAUGUCAUCUCCCACAAGGGAGACCUGCGCUUCGUCACCAUGUCGGGGCAGAAGGUGCUGGACGUGGAGGGGGCUGCAGGGGAGGCAGGAUCCCAGCCCCUGGCAUCUGGGAGCGUGGUCAGGAGCAAGCUGGAGGAUGCCACGCAGAGAUACACCAAGCUGCACUCCAAGUGCACCAAGCUUGGCUCCCACCUGAACACCCUGCUGGAUCACUACCAGCAGUUCCAGGAGGUGGCAGAGUCUCUCAGGACCUGGCUGCAGGGAAGCGAAGCUGCCGUUGGGAAGCUGCUCUCCGAGGCAGUGUCUUCAGAUCCAGCUGUUCUGCAGCAGCAGCUGGCCAGUGCUAAGCAGCUGCAUGGAGACCUGGCGGAGCAUCAGGUGCCAGUGGAGAAGCUCCAGAAGGCAGCUCGGGCCCUGCUGGAGAUCCAGGGGGAGCCAGCUCCAGACCGUGGGCACAUCCAGGAGACAACAGAUGCCAUCGUGAGUCGCUUCCAGAGCCUCUCCCAGCGGAUGGCUGAACACUCAGACCUGCUGCAGAAAUCCAUUGCCCAGUCCCAGAGUGUCCAGGAGAGCCUGGAGAGCCUCCUCCAGUCAGUGGCUGAGAUUGAGAAGAGCCUGCAGCAAGAGCAGCCAGCAGUGCUCUCCUCCAGCUCCAUCCAGGACUCCCUUGCCACCAGUGCGAAGCUGAAGCAGGACAUUGCCAGGCAGAAGAGCUGCCUGGAAGCCACCCGGGAGAUGGUGAAGCGCUUCAUGGAGGCAGCCGACAGCCCCACGGCCUCUGCCCUGCAGGGCAAGCUGGCAGAGGUGACAGAGCGCUUUGGCAGGCUGUGCCAGCAGCAGCAGGACAGGGAGGACACGCUGAAGGGUCUCCUCCCCAAGGUGGAGCACUACGAGCAGCUCUGGGAGCAGCUGCAGCAGUUCACCGAGAGCAGGGCGCGGCUGCUGGCUGCCGGCAACCAGCCCGACAGGGACAUCGCUGCCUUCUCCCAGCACAUCCAGGAGCUGAAUUCAGAGCUGAAGCAACACCAGGAGGACCUGACCACCUUGGAACACCUGGCUGCAGAUCUGGGCUCCUGUGGCUUUGCUCCCAGCACUUCCCAGCAUCAGGAGAAGCUGCAGAGCCUGAAGAAAGACUUCCUGCAGCUGCAGAAGGUGGCAAAAGAAAGAGAAAAGGAUGCAGCCUCCUGCCAGCAGCAACUGGACGAGUUUCGGAAGCUGGUCGGGGCCCUGAGGAAGUGGCUGAGGGAGGCUGAAGGCAAAAUGCCAACUGCUGAGAGCUCCCUGGGCACCCAAGAGCUGCACCAGCGCAGGCAGCAGACCCAGGAUCUCCUGGUGGAGUGGGAGGGGAAGGGAGCCCAGGUGGAGGAGGUUGGCCGCAGAGGGACCCUCCUGGAGAACCUGAUUGUGGAGAUCACAGCCCCUGACAGCUCGUCCAAGACAGGUGCCACUCUGCCCGCUCCAGGAGGGUCAGCAGGCAGCGUGAACGGAUACCACACGUGCAAAGAUCUGACCGAGAUCCAGUGCGAUGUGUCGGACGUGAGCCGGCAGUACCAGAGCCUCGGCGAGGCGCUGAGGGAGCGCCAGCAGCAGCUCUCAGCCAUGCUGGAGAAGAUGCAAGAAGUGCAGGAGGAGGCCAGCUCCAUGCUGAAGUGGCUGGAGUCGAAGGAACGGACACUGUCGGAGCUGGAUGCUUCCUCCUCACCCACCAAGACAGAGACGAUGAGAGCCCAGGCUGAGCACAACAAGGCAUUUUUGGCUGAGUUGGAACAGAAGUCAGAGAAGAUCCAGAAGGUAAAGGAAGCACUUUCUGGCUUGCUGGAGAAAUACCCAGAUUCUCCAGAAGCAGCCAACUGGAAGAAGAUGCAGGAAGACCUGAACUGCAGGUGGGAAAGAGCCAGCCAGGCGACGGCGGAGCGGCAGCAGAAGCUGGAGGAGUCGGCGAACCAGCUGGCCAGCUUCCAGGCUGCCGAGGGCCAGCUGCGGCCCUGGCUCAUGGAGAAGGAGCUGAUGAUGAGCGUGCUGGGACCCCUCUCCAUCGACCCAAACAUGCUGAACGCACAGAAGCAGCAGGUCCAGUUUAUGCUGAAGGAAUUUGAAGCUCGUAGACAGCAGCAUGAGCAGCUCAACCAGGCAGCUCAGAGCAUCCUGACCGGCCCUGGAGAUGUUUCUCCGUCCACUAACCAGGUGCGGGAAGAGCUCCAAGGGGUUAACCAGAAGUGGUCUGAGCUCACAGAACGCCUCAACUCCCGCUCCAGCCAGAUUGACCAAGCCAUAGUCAAGAGCACUCAGUACCAGGAGCUGCUGCAGGGCCUCUCGGAGAAGGUGAAGGCAGUUGGGCAGCGCCUGAGCAGCCAAUCUGCCGUCAGCACCCAGCCCGAGGCUGUCAAACAGCAGCUGGAGGAGACCAGCGAGAUCCGCUCGGACCUGGAGCAGCUGGAGGAGGAGAUCGCAGAGGCUCAGACCCUCUGUGACGACCUCUCUGUCCUGAUUGGGGAGCAGUACCUCAAAGAUGAGCUAAGGAAGCGUCUGGAGACUGUGGCCCUUCCUCUCAAAGGGCUGGAAGACCUGGCAGCCGACCGCAUGAACCGGCUGCAGACGGCGCUUGCAAGCUCCCAGCAGUUCCAGCAUAUGUUUGAUGAGCUCAGGACCUGGCUGGAUGAGAAACUCUGCCAGCAAGCCCAAAGCCAACCCAUUUCUGCGAAGCUGGAGAGGCUGCAAAGCCAGAUCCAGGAGCAAGAAGAGUUCCAGAAGAGCCUCAACCAACACAGUGGAUCCUACGAGAUGAUCGUUGCCGAGGGAGAGUCUCUGCUGCUUUCCGUGCAGCCCGGGGAGGAGAGGAGCACCCUGCAGAGCCAGCUGGGCAGCCUCAGAACACACUGGGAGGCGCUCAGCAAGCAGGCUGCCGACAGGCACUCGAAGCUCAAGGACUGCCUGCAGAAGGCUCAGAAGUACCAACGGCACGCAGAGGACCUCCUGCCUUGGGUGGAGGACUGCAAGGCAAAGGUGGCAGAGCUGGAAGUGAGCCUGGAUCCGGUGCAGCUGGAGGCGACCCUGCUGAGAUCCAAGGCCAUGCUGAGCGACGUGGAGAAGCGCCGCUCCCUGCUGGAGAUGCUGAACGGUGCUGCCGACGUCCUGAUCGACGCCUGCCAGAGCGACGAGGAGGACAUCCGGGACGAGAAGGCUGCCAUCAACCAGCAGAUGGAUGCCAUCACGGAGGAGCUGCAAGCCAAGACUGGCUCCAUCGAGGAAAUGUCCCAGAGGCUCAGGGAGUUUCAGGAGAGCUUCAAGAACAUCGAGAAGAAGCUGGAAGGGGCAAAGCACCAGCUGGAGAUCUACGACGCGCUGGGGCCGCAAGCCUGCAGCAACAAGAACUUGGAGAAGCUGAGGGCGCAGCAAGAGGUGCUGCAGGCCCUGGAGCCACAAGUGGAUUAUCUGAAGAACUUCACCCGAGGUCUAGUGGAGGAUGCUCCAGCUGGGUCUGACUGUUCCCAGCUCUUGAGCCAAGCUGAGGUGGCUCAGCAGGACUUCAAAGCCGUGAAGCAGAAGGUGAACGACUGCUGCACGCUGAUGGAAAACAAGCUUGAAGGCAUCGGGCAGUUCAGCAGCCGGGUCAGGGAGAUGUUCUCUCAGCUGGCAGACCUGGAUGAUGAGCUGGACAGCAUGGGCCCCAUUGGGAGGGACUCUGACAGCCUGCAGUCCCAGGCAGAGGACGUCCGCACCUUCCUGGGCAAGCUCCACAGCCUCAAGUCUGACAUCGAAGCUUCCGAAAGCGACUGUAAGAAGAUGCUGGAGGAGGAAGGGAGCCCUGAUUUGUUAGGACUGAAACGUGAGUUGGAGACACUGAGCAAGCAGUGCAGCAAGCUGAAGGAGAGAGGCAGGAACCGCCAGGAGCAGGUGGAGACCACCCUGUCUCGCGUGGAGGACUUCUACAGCAGGCUGAAGGAGCUGACCCAGAUGACGACGGCAGCGGAGGAGCAUGAAGCCUUGCAGUGGGUGGUGGGAACAGAGGUGGAAACCAUCAACCAGCAGCUGGCAGACUUCAAGCUGUUCCAGAAGGAGCAAGUGGAUCCUCUCCAGCUAAAACUACAGCAAGUCAAUGGAGUUGGUCAAGGACUCAUCCAAAGUGCCGGGAAAAACUGUGAUGUGCAAGGGCUGGAGCAUGACAUGGAAGAGAUCAACACCCGCUGGAACACCCUCAACAAGAAGGUGGCCCAAAGAGUUGCCCAGCUGCAGGAGGCCCUCUUGCACUGCGGGAAGUUCCAGGACGCCCUGGAGCCGUUGCUGAGCUGGCUGGCAGACACCGAGGAGCUCAUCUCCAACCAGAAACCUCCCUCUGCAGAGUACAAGGUGGUGAAAGCCCAGAUCCAGGAGCAGAAGCUGCUCCAACGCCUGCUGGACGAUCGCAAAGCCACGGUGGAGAUGAUCCAGGCGGAGGGCGGCAGGAUCGCGCAGUCGGCCGAGCCCGGGGACCGGGAGAAGAUCGUUGGCCAACUGGAGAGCCUGGAACGUCGCUGGGCAGGGCUGCUGGGCAGUGCAGCCAGCAGGCAGAAGCAGCUGGAGGACAUCUUGGUCCUGGCAAAGCAGUUCCAUGAAACCACGGAGCCAGUGUCGGACUGGCUGUCGGUGACUGAGAAGAAGUUGGCCAACUCGGAGCCCAUCGGUACCCAGACUGCCAAAAUCCAGCAGCAGAUCAGUCGGCACAAGGCUCUAGAGGAAGAGAUAGCAAGCCACGCUGCCGAGGUGUCGCGGGCGGUCGGUGUCGGGCAGUCCCUCUCCUCCCUGAGCUGUGCCGCCGAGCAGAGGCUGCUGGCAGAGAGAUUAGAGACUCUGCAGAGCCGCUACGGCGAGGUGCAGGAGCGGUGCUGCCGGAAGGCAGCGCUGCUGGAUCAGGCACUCUCCAACGCCAGGCUCUUUGGGGAGGAGGAGGUGGAAGUGCUCAACUGGCUGGCUGAGGUUGAGGACAAGCUGGGCUCGGUAUCCGUAAAGGAUUACAAACGGGACGUCCUGCAGAAGCAGCAUGCCGACCAGCUGGCUCUGAACGAGGAAAUUGUGAACAGGAAGAAGAACGUGGACCAAGCCAUCAGGAAUGGGCAAGCCCUUCUGAAGCAGACCACAGGGGAGGAGGUGCUGCUGAUCCAGGAGAAGCUGGAUGGGAUCAAGACUCGCUACUCGGACAUCACCGCCGCCAGCUCCAAGGCGCUGCGCACGCUGGAGCAGGCUCGCCAGUUGGCCACCAAGUUCCAGUCCACACACGAGGAGCUCACCAGCUGGAUGGGCACAGUGGAGGACGAGCUGGCUUCCAGCGGGGGCCAGUCCCCAGCUGGUGAGCAGAUACCUCAGUUCCAGCAGAGACAAAAGGAGCUGAAGAAGGAGGUGAUGGAGCACAGGCUCGUCCUGGACACGGUGAACGAGGUGAGCAGAGCUCUCCUGGAGCUGGUUCCCUGGCGAGCCCGCGAGGGGCUGGACAAGCUGGUGACAGACACCAACGAGCGCUACAAGCUGGUCAGUGACACCAUCAAGCAGAGGGUGGAGGAGAUCGAUGCUGCCAUUCAGAGGUCUCAGCAGUACGAGCAGGCAGCCGACGCCGAGCUGGCCUGGGUGGCUGAGACCAAGCGGAAGCUGUUGGCUCUGGGUCCCAUCCGCCUGGAGCAGGACCAGACAACUGCCCAGCUGCAGGUGCAGAAGGCUUUUUCCAUCGACAUCAUUCGGCACAAAGACUCCAUGGAUGAACUCUUCAGCCAGCGCAAUGAGAUCUUCGGCACCUGCGGGGAGGAGCAGAAAGCUCUGCUCCAGGAGAAAACCGAGUCCCUGGUGCAGCAGUACGAGGCUGUGAGCCAGCUCAACUCGGAGCGCUAUGCUCGCCUGGAGCGUGCCCAGGUCCUGGUCAACCAGUUCUGGGAGACCUAUGAAGAGCUGAACCCAUGGAUUGAGGAGACUCAGGCCCUCAUCUCCCAGCUCCCCCCUCCAGCCAUUGACCAUGAGCAGCUCAAGCAGCAGCAGGAGGACAUGAGGCAACUGAGGGAGUCCAUUGCUGAACAUAAGCCUCAUAUUGACAAGCUGCUGAAGAUUGGCCCACAGCUGAAGGACCUCAACCCUGAGGAAGGGGAGAUGGUGCAGGAUAAAUACUCAACAGCCGAGGCCAUGUAUGCCAGGAUCAAGGAGGAGGUUUGCCAGCGGGCGCUGGCGCUCGACGAAGCUGUCUCGCAGUCCACUCAGAUUACGGAGUUCCACGACAAGAUCGAGCCCAUGCUGGAGACCCUGGAGAGCCUCUCCUCCCGCCUGCGCAUGCCCCCCCUCAUCCCCGCCGAGGUGGACAAGAUCCGGGAGUGCAUCAGCGAGAACAAGAACGCCGGCGUGGAGCUGGAGAAGCUGCAGCCCUCCUUCGAGGCUCUGAAGCGCCGCGGGGAGGAGCUGAUCGGCCGCUCCCAGGGGGCAGACAAGGACCUGGCAGCCAAAGUAAUCCAGGAUAAGUUGGAUCAGAUGGUUUUCUUCUGGGAAGACAUCAAAGCUCGGGCAGAAGAACGUGAGAUGAAGUUCCUCGAUGUCCUGGAGCUUGCAGAGAAGUUCUGGUAUGACAUGGCAGCCCUCCUGACAACCAUCAAAGACACACAGGACAUUGUCCACGACCUGGAGAGCCCAGGCAUUGACCCCUCCAUCAUCAAGCAGCAGGUGGAAGCAGCAGAGACCAUCAAGGAGGAGACAGAUGGACUGCACGAGGAGCUGGAGUUCAUCAGGCUCCUUGGAACUGAUUUGAUUUUUGCCUGUGGUGAAACUGAGAAACCAGAAGUGAAGAAGAGCAUCGAUGAGAUGAACAACGCCUGGGAAAACCUAAACAAAACGUGGAAGGAGAGGCUGGAAAAGCUGGAGGAAGCCAUGCAGUCAGCUGUGCAGUACCAAGACACUCUCCAAGCCAUGUUUGACUGGCUGGACAACGCCGUGAUCAAGCUCUGCAACAUGUCCCCUGUUGGCACAGACCUCAACACGGUUAAGGAGCAGAUGAAUGAGAUGAAGGAGUUUAAAAUGGAGGUUUACCAGCAGCAGAUUGAGAUGGAAAAGCUUAAUCACCAAGGUGAACUGAUGCUAAAAAAAGCUACAGAUGAGACAGACAGAGACAUCAUAAAGGAGCCACUGACAGAGCUGAAGCAUCUCUGGGAGAACCUGGGCGAGAAAAUCGCUCACAGACAGCAUAAGUUGGAAGCUGCUCUCCUGGCACUGGGCCAGUUCCAGCAUGCCCUGGCAGAGCUGAUGGCUUGGCUGACCCACACCGAGGAGCUGCUGGACGCGCAGAAACCCAUCAAUGGAGACCCGAAAGUCAUCGAGGUGGAGCUUGCAAAGCACCAUGUGCUGAAGAACGAUGUCCUGGCCCACCAAGCCACUGUGGAGACAGUGAACAAAGCAGGCAACGAGCUGCUGGAGUCCAGUGCAGGGGAUGAUGCCAGCAGCCUCAGGAACCGCCUGGAGAACCUCAACUCCUGCUGGGAAUCAGUGCUGCAGAAGACGGAGGAGAGGGAGCAGCAGCUCCAGUCCACGCUCCAGCAGGCCCAAGGUUUCCAUGGGGAGAUUGAAGACUUCCUCCUGUGGCUAACGAGGAUGGAGAGCCAAUUGUCAGCAUCAAAACCCACAGGAGGCCUGCCAGAGACUGCCCGGGAACAACUCAAUGCCCACAUGGAGCUGUAUGGCCAGUUCAAAGCCAAGGAGGACACCUACAGCCAGCUGCUGGCCAAGGGGCGACUGAUGCUGCUGAACCGGGACGACUCCGGCUCCGGCUCCAAGACGGAGCAGAGCGUGGCCCUGCUGGAGCAGAAGUGGUGCCUGGUCAGCACCAAGAUGGAGGAGAGAAAGGCAAAGCUGGAGGAAGCCCUGGCCCUGGCCACAGACUUCCAGAAUUCCCUGCAGGACUUCAUCAAUUGGCUGACCCUGGCUGAGCAGAGCCUGAACAUCGCCCCCCCAGCCAGCCUCAUCCUCAGCGCUGUGCUGGCCCAGAUCGAUGAGCACAAGGUGUUUGCCAACGAGGUGAACGCUCACCGGGACCGCAUCAUCGAGCUGGACCAAAGUGGCAACCAGCUGAAGUUCCUCAGUCAGAAGCAGGACGUGGUGCUGAUCAAGAACCUGCUGGUCAGCGUCCAGUCCCGCUGGGAGAAGGUUGUCCAGCGCUCGGUGGAGCGGGGCAGGGCUCUGGAUGACGCCAGGAAGCGAGCCAAGCAGUUCCAUGAAGCUUGGAAGAAGCUGAUUGAUUGGUUGGAGGAUGCAGAGAAUCACCUGGACUCAGAGCUGGAGAUUUCCAAUGAUCCUGACAAAAUCAAGCUCCAGCUCUCCAAACACAAGGAGUUCCAGAAGACACUGGGAGGGAAGCAGCCUGUCUAUGACACCACCAUCAGGACAGGCAGGGCCCUGAAGGAAAAAGCCUUGCUUCCAGAUGACACUCAGAAGCUGGACAACCUGCUGGGGGAGGUCCGGGACAAGUGGGACACAGUGUGUGGGAAAUCCGUGGAGAGGCAGCACAAGCUGGAAGAAGCUCUCCUGUUCUCUGGGCAGUUCAUGGAUGCACUGCAGGCUUUGGUGGACUGGCUCUACAAGGUGGAACCUCAGUUGGCUGAAGACCAACCUGUCCAUGGAGACCUGGACCUGGUCAUGAACCUGAUGGAUGCUCACAAGGUCUUCCAGAAGGAGCUGGGGAAGCGCACGGGCACGGUGCAGGUGCUGAAGCGCUCCGGCCGGGAGCUGAUCGAGAACAGCCGAGAUGACACCACUUGGGUGAAGGUGCAGCUGCAGGAGCUGAGCAACCGCUGGGACACGGUCUGCAAGCUCUCAGUGUCCAAGCAGACCCGCCUGGAGCAGGCCUUGAAGCAGGCAGAGGAGUUCAGGACAGCUGUGCACAUGCUGCUGGAGUGGCUCUCGGAGGCGGAGCAGUCGCUGCGCUUUCGGGGAGCGCUUCCCGACGACGCCGAGGCCCUGCAGUCCCUCAUCGAUGCCCACAAGGAGUUCAUGAAGAAGGUGGAGGAGAAGAGAGUGGACGUGAACGCGGCAGUGGGCAUGGGGGAGGUCAUCCUGGCUGCCUGCCACCCUGACUGCAUCACCACCAUCAAGCACUGGAUCACCAUCAUCCGAGCCAGGUUUGAGGAGGUUCUCACGUGGGCAAAGCAGCACCAGCAGAGACUGGAAUCUGCACUGUCUGAACUGGUGGCAAAUGCAGAGCUCCUGGAAGAGCUCCUGGCUUGGAUCCAGUGGGCUGAGACAACCCUGAUCCAGAGAGAUCAGGAGCCCAUGCCUCAAAAUAUUGAUCAGGUCAAAGCCCUCAUCUCUGAGCACCAGUCCUUUAUGGAGGAGAUGACAAGGAAACAGCCAGACGUGGACAGGGUCACCAAGACCUACAAGAGGAAAGCUUCUGAGCCCCCCCAUGGGCCCUUCAGCGACAAGUCCCGCAGCAACAGAAAAUCCUUGAGUCAGGCUGCCCCCCCCAGCAUGCCAAUUAUCUCCCAGUCAGAAACAAAGAACCCCAGGAUCAAUCAGCUCUCAGCUCGCUGGCAGCAGGUCUGGCUGCUGGCUCUGGAGCGACAGCGGAAGCUCAAUGAUGCCCUGGACAGGCUGGAGGAGCAGCUAUGCCCAGAACUGAAGGAGUUUGCCAACUUUGACUUCGACGUGUGGCGGAAGAAGUACAUGCGCUGGAUGAACCACAAGAAGUCUCGCGUCAUGGACUUCUUCCGCCGCAUCGACAAGGACCAGGACGGGAAGAUCACCCGGCAGGAGUUCAUCGAUGGCAUCCUGGCCUCCAAGUUCCCUACCACCAAGCUGGAGAUGACAGCAGUGGCUGACAUCUUCGACCGCGACGGCGAUGGCUACAUCGACUACUACGAGUUCGUGGCUGCUCUCCACCCCAACAAGGAUGCCUACCGCCCCACCACCGAUGCUGACAAGAUCGAGGAUGAGGUCACCAGGCAAGUGGCCCAGUGCAAGUGUGCCAAGAGGUUUCAAGUGGAGCAGAUCGGCGAGAACAAGUACAGGUUCUUCCUCGGCAAUCAGUUUGGGGAUUCCCAGCAGCUGCGGCUGGUCCGGAUCCUGCGGAGCACAGUCAUGGUUCGUGUCGGCGGAGGCUGGAUGGCCCUGGACGAGUUCCUGGUGAAGAAUGAUCCCUGCAGAGCACGAGGACGAACCAACCUUGAGCUCCGAGAGAAAUUCAUCUUGCCAGAGGGAGCCUCCCAGGGGAUGACUCCGUUCCGGUCGCGAGGCCGAAGGUCCAAACCCUCCUCCCGAGCAGCCUCCCCAACACGCUCCAGCUCCAGUGCCAGCCAGAGCAACCACAGCUGUGCCUCCAUGCCCUCCUCUCCUGCCACUCCUGCCAGCGGAGCCAAGACUCCACAUCACUUCUCUCGAUGCUAUGACAAACCCUGGUUGAUAAACAGUAAAGCCAACACCCCCCUGAGGGGAUUCGAUUAUUCCGACCUGCAGCUCUCUGGUGCAGAGGUCACCCCCUCGGCAGGCAGCAAGCUGAAGCGACCAACCUUCCACUCCAGCCGGACCUCCCUGGCUGGGGACACCAGUAACAGCUCCUCACCAGUCUCCACAGGUGCCAAACCCACUCGGGCAGACCCCAAGAAGUCAGCCAGCCGUCCCACCAGCCGCGCCGGCAGCCGAACCGGCAGCCGAGCCAGCAGCCGGCGGGGGAGCGACGCCUCCGAUUUCGACCUGCUGGAGACGCAGUCGGCUUGCUCCGACACCUCGGAGAGCAGCGCGGCCGGCGGGCAGGGAGGCUCCCGCCGCGGGGGAGCGGCGGCCAAACCUUCCAAAAUCCCAACCAUGUCCAAGAAAACCACCACUGCCACCACCCCAAAACCUCCGGGCCCUAAAAGAUAAUACUGUACCCACACCCUGGAAGCAAGAAAAGCAUCUUCCCACCCACCCCCCCACCUCCUUUCUCCAUUCCUCUCCCCCCCAGCCUCGACCUGUGUCCAGUUUUUACCCCUGCUCCUUCCAUUGGAUGUAUAUUUAUUCUAAACAGGAGAAACUAUAUUGUUAAAAGUGUAAAAGAAAA